CCAUCACUGAUCCCUGCAAGACAGACGAGAUGCUGCCUCCCAUGGCCCUCCCCAGCAUGUCCUGGAUGCUGCUCUCCUGCCUGAUGCUCCUAUCUCAGGUCCAAGGUGAAGAAUCCCAGAAGAAACUGCCUUCUCCACGACUCAGCUGUCCCAAAGGCUCCAACGCCUAUGGCUUCUACUGCUAUGCCUUGUUUAUGACACCAAAAUCCUGGAUGGAUGCAGAUAUGGCCUGCCAGAAGAGGCCCUCGGGACACCUCGUGUCUGUGCUGAGUGGGGCUGAGGCAUCCUUCGUGGCCUCCCUGGUUAAGAACACUGCGAACACCUACUCAUAUGUCUGGAUUGGGCUCCACGACCCCACGCAGGGCUAUGAACCCAAUGCAGGUGGAUGGGAGUGGAGUAGCACUGAUGUGCUGCAUUACUCUGCCUGGGAGAAAGAUCCUGCCAUCAUCUCAAACCCUGGCUACUGUGCGAGUCUGUCACAAAGCACAGGAUAUCUGAAAUGGAAAGACUAUAACUGUGAUGUGAAGUUACCCUAUGUCUGCAAGUUUGAGGACUAGGUCAGGUGGCAGUCAGCAGCCUGCGUUUGGUAUGCAGCUCAUCAUGGACAUGGACCAAGUGUGAAGAUUCUCCCAGAAGAGGAAUAUUCUCCCCACACCCCCAAACCUGACCACCUCAUUCUGACCUACCCUCCUCCCCACCUUCAUUUCAGGUUCUUCUGUUCCAUAACCUGAGUGUACAAAGAGCCAUAAUAAAAAUUUUAGUCUGCAA
This is a messenger RNA of Ceratotherium simum simum (southern white rhinoceros), 768 nucleotides long. Its product is annotated as regenerating islet-derived protein 3-gamma-like. Lineage: Eukaryota; Metazoa; Chordata; Mammalia; Perissodactyla; Rhinocerotidae. The record is from RefSeq and is a predicted model, not a curated record.